AUUUCUCUAAUCACGCGCGACGCUUUACUUUCCAACCUUUUCUCACCCUUAUAUAAUAAUCCCCACUCACCUCUUCUUCUCAUAACAUAACAACAACUUAAUUUUAAAAUCUCUUCUUCUAAAACAAUAGCUUAAACUCUGGAAAGCGCUUAGAAAAAAAAACUUUCCAUAGCUGUAUACAAUGGCUCGCUUUUUCUCUUUCGCUGACGUUAAGGUUGUCUCUACUAUCAUCCUUGACGGUUUUUCCAACACUCUUACAAGACGAGGUUACGCUGCGGCAACGGAGAGAGCAACGAGGGGAGGAGUUGGGUCUAUUGGAAACAAGAUGGGACCCACAAAGUUAGGAGAAGAGAAAAUGGUUUCGGUUUAUAAGGUUUCAUGGGUUCCAGAUCCUGUCACUGGUUACUAUAAGCCUGAGAACAUUAAGGAUACUGAUGUCGCUGAUUUAAGCGCUAAGCUGCUUCGGAAAAAUCUUAAGAACUAAUUUCAAGUUUUUAACUUAUUCUACGGUGGAUUUAAUGAGCUUUUGGGAUCGAUUUUAGAUGGCUUAUCAUAGCCUCGACUGAUUCUGUUGAUUGUGAAGAUCUUACUAGGUUCAUUUCAAUUGUCUAUUGAUGAUAUAUUGGCAGUUGAUACUUUCUAUUGUAAACUAGAAGAAUGAUAUUUUCUUUUAUAAUCUUUCUCACUAUAAGUUAUAAUUAUUUUUUUUA
Lathyrus oleraceus (garden pea) is the source of this 710-nucleotide messenger RNA. Its product is annotated as indole-3-acetic acid-induced protein ARG2. Gene Ontology annotation, cellular component: mitochondrion. Gene Ontology annotation, biological process: response to stress. Lineage: Eukaryota; Viridiplantae; Streptophyta; Magnoliopsida; Fabales; Fabaceae. The transcript is spliced from 2 exons. The record is from RefSeq and is a predicted model, not a curated record. The coding region runs from base 182 to 484 and encodes 100 amino acids.